AUGGUUCCAUUCCAGGUUGAGACAAUCCCAAUAGAGCUACUAAUAAACAUGAGGUAUCAUGUUCGAGAUGGGCAGCGCAAACAACAACUCGAUUUGGACGUUGAGCUUCCAAUUGAUGCCCAACUACCUCAAUCGUACAGGGUAGCCCAAGAUAUGCACUUGGCGCUUGGAUUUACUCAUCGUCGUCAUGUCUAUGUCCAUGUCCGGACCUCUGCGCCCGGCACUCCGGUCAAGUGGAGGCCGAGAUACCACGUCUUAGAGCCAGUUCAAGGUUCACUCUUAAGCAUGCCAAGAAAGCGGAUCACAAUUCCUUAUCCCGGUGCUAGCAUCUUCCCAGUAGGUUUACUUGGCAUCAAAUUCUCCGUUUCGCGGAUAAGAAAUAGGGCUGAUAUAAGCCAGCAUCGUGAUGGAUCUAGGCUGCUCUACGGCUAUGAGAGAAAUAACAUCGGUCGAGAGAGCCUGGUGAACUGGCCCAUGAACAGUAUUCGAGCCUUCAUUCUUCUCUCGGAACUCUCAUAAAAUGGUAGUGACUACCAUGUGGCAAAUCGCGUCCUUCAAUAUUGAUGCCGUUGACUGGGCAGAGCAUACAUGCACUCAUGAUAGGGGGGGAGCCAUCCCAAAGAACCUGGAACUGCAGCCCCGUUCCCCCGUAGCGGGC
Molecule: messenger RNA, 658 nt
Organism: Trichoderma harzianum CBS 226.95
Lineage: Eukaryota; Fungi; Ascomycota; Sordariomycetes; Hypocreales; Hypocreaceae
Exons: 1
Coding region: 1-519 (172 amino acids)
Source: RefSeq, a predicted model, not a curated record